GCAUAUCAAGAACAACCUCAUUACCAAGAAGAAUUUCUCCCACAACCAGAAGAGCCAUCAGAGCUGGAGUUAGCCAUGGAGGCCUUCACGGGCCACUAUGCAGAGCCAUGCUACACUUCACUGGAAGAUCCGAACAAACAAUUAAGGCUUCUCGUGGAGCAGUUUGCUCGAGACACUGAGAGAUCAUGCUCCAAGAUGGAUCUUCAAAUCAAAGCCCUUGCCCCUUCCGAUCCCUCAUUUCUCCAUGAAAUGGAGGAGACUGUUCAGCGCUCAGCGAAGCAAACAGAGUGGGUGGAGCAAGUUUGCUCACAUCUUGCUCAAGAUCACCUUUCUGCUACCACGCUAAAAGAGGUGGAGGAUGACAAAGGCUACGGGGAUGUUGAGGAGCAUACAGAAGUUAUCACAGAGAACUCCCAUGAUAAUCAUGAUCAGGAAAGUCCUCUGGUUGCAGAUCACACAUUUCCUUAUUUCUGCUCUAACAUGCUAGGCCCGAGCGAGGAGAUGCAAGAUGAUCUCAUUGAAGAAAUUACAUGGCGACUUGGUCUCCAAUCUGUGCUAGAAGAAGAAGAGAAAGAAAGGGUGCAUAAAGAAGUUGUGGAGGAUGACGAAAGUGAAGCAGAAAGAGUUCUUGAUCAUUUCCCAGGGGUGAUACCACAUGAAGAAGAAAAGGAGGUUGAAAAAGCAAUUGGCGUCCAGGCUGAGACGGAGUUAAGGUGGAAGAGGCCUGCACCGGCCAAGAGUUACAUGAGAUAUCUCCACCAAACUUCGAGGAACUACUUAGCAAGGACCCAUUUGCACUGUCUCUUUGCCAGACCAAGGCCACAUCAACAUCGGUCCCUCUUGGUGGACGCGAUGGUGGCCAAUCGAUGCUGUCAUAUCUAAUUUGGGGCAAAGGGACGAGAGAAGAGAAGAAGAGGUCUCGAGGAUGGAGACUUCAUCUGCAUCAAGUGCACGAGUUUCCAUCACCAGUCAUACCACAUGCUCGUGACUUGCGACUCCACCUCAUUGACGAGAACCUCAACUUUAAGGAGGUUCUAGCAUGGACCGAAACUUAGGAGCCAUCGUCCGGCUCACGACGUGAAAGAAGCGCUUAUUGGGAGGCAACCCAACCAGUCAGUUUGCAUUUCUUUCUCUAUUUCUCCUCGGUUGAGUCAGUUUUGUUAUUUGAUUUUAGAGUCAAUAACUCAACCUUUGUGAGAUUUUGUGUGGUGUUUGUGUUCUGAUUACUCUCUCUUUCUGGAAUGCACCGCCUGACCCGUCCAUCAUCAUUCACCCUUGAUCUGGUAACUUCGUUCUACCCUCCUUAUCUUUCCUCCAUUGAGGACAAUGUCGUGCUUAAGUGUGGGGGGUGUUUGAUUAUGUAUGCGGGUGAAUGUUUGGUUGUUUGUGUGCUUGGAGCCUAGCCAUGUGAGAUUUGAGCCUGCUCGUUUCUUUCUUGUGCGAUAGUUCCCUCUUCCAUGAUGUGUAGCAUUCACGUUGUCAUUGGGCUAAGAUGAUGGAGGCAUAGGAUUAGCCCACGACCAAAUUGAUUGUCCUAGUGUGUCAUACCCCCUAGUCAGCCCCUUUGAGCCGUGUGUUAUCCUUUCUUUCGGUUUAUAAUGGAAAAUCACCCUUUUGCAUCUCUUAGAAGGUUCCACGGAGUGGUUUUUGCAUGUUCUCUGCUGUUUCUGCUAAAAAUAAUGUGAGGGUUGGAGGUAGUUCUUAAAAAAGUUGGACAUGUGUUUGAAAAAUGUGCAUAGGUGGUGGUUCUCUCAAGAAAUGAAAAAAAUAAAG
This is a messenger RNA of Linum trigynum, 1773 nucleotides long. NCBI's taxonomy places the organism in Eukaryota, Viridiplantae, Streptophyta, Magnoliopsida, Malpighiales, Linaceae. The record is from the annotation of a GenBank genome assembly.